This is a messenger RNA of Ceutorhynchus assimilis (cabbage seed weevil), 977 nucleotides long. The record is from the annotation of a GenBank genome assembly. NCBI's taxonomy places the organism in Eukaryota, Metazoa, Arthropoda, Insecta, Coleoptera, Curculionidae.
CGUUCAUUUGCCGCAUGUCAACAAAGAAUUUUCUGACGUGUACGUUUUGAAUAGUAUUUGAUCUAUAAAAAAAUUCCAGAUUUUUAGUAAAUUUUCAGUGGAACUUUGAAAAAUAUUUACUUAUUAUGGCUCCCAAAGAAAACGAUGUUAAAGGAAAGGACGAAAAAGAAAUUGUGAAAAUUAACAAAUGGGACAGUUCAGCUGUGAAAAAUUCAUUGGAUGAUGCUGUUAAAGAGGUCCUAACAAAAAAGUUCAAUUACACUGAAAAUUUCAACUUGAUGGAUGGAAGAUUAGUAAUUUGCACUAUAGCAGUUGGUGUUGCUAUGUUCGCCUUACUUUGGGACUAUUUGUAUCCAUUCCCACAAUCUAGACCAAUUCUCAUUUUUAGUGUGGCCACCUAUUUCAUAAUGAUGGGAAUUUUGACUCUGUACACAACUUACAAGGAAAAAGGCAUAUUUGCUGUAUGCAUUCAGAAAGAAGGUGCUCGAAAGGGUGCUGUCUGGGAAGCCAGUUCAUCUAUGGGAAAAUACAAUGAUGAAUAUGAACUUCACCUAUGUGUGAAACAACCCAAAAGUGGCUCGGUGAGGGAAACCAAGUCCAAAAAGAGCUGUGCCAACUUUGUUACCAUAAAUGGGGUUAUCUGUCAAGAUCUAGUCGAAAAUGAAGUAACAAGACUGCACAAUUCCUUGUUGAGUGAACGUAAAGAGAAAUAGAGAUAAUUUAUUAAAUUAAUUCUGAAAUAUUUGUCAUUCCAUGUUUAUGCUCUCAAUAAUUAUAUGAUUUUAGUGCUGUUUACAAUUUCAUUAUUCAGGUUUCUUUUUGGGUAUCGUACUAUUAUUGUAAAAGAACUUUUUCGAAGUUCUAAUUAAUGUUGUGAAAUGAAAUAAAUGGAUUUUUUACAUAAAUUUAUUAGUUGGUUGUGUAUUAUUUAUAAUAAAUUGAAGUGUAUGUAGCAUACUUGUGACCUAAUAAUAAAC